This is a messenger RNA of Entrophospora candida, 1518 nucleotides long. NCBI's taxonomy places the organism in Eukaryota, Fungi, Glomeromycota, Glomeromycetes, Entrophosporales, Entrophosporaceae. The record is from the annotation of a GenBank genome assembly.
AUGAACGACAAAAAAAAUCUUACAAAAGAUGAACUUGCAAAUUAUUUAAAAAAUUUAAAGGAUAAAGCACCUCCUAAACCUUCAAGUCUAAUAACACCACCAAAAAGUCCAAUAGCCUCCACUGCUCCAUCCGACAACAAUGUUCUUUUAAGCCCUUCUCCUCAUCCCCCUUCUUCCUUCUCCUCCUCUUCAUCUUCAAUUAUUGUUAAUUCUAUUCCCGGUUAUUCAACUGAAAAUGAGAGGAAAAGAGGAGGUUUGUAUGGUCCAAGGGUGUAUCCUUCUCCAAAGAAGAUUACCUCAAUUAUAGGUCAAAAAAUUGGAGAAAGCAUCAAAACACCAUCUUCUCCUCCCGAAUCAGUUUCCAGUUCUACUGCUUAUUCAUCAUCUUCUUCUACACGACUAAACACCACAGAUACAGUUUCAUCAGGCUUAAAUUUUAAUGAAGCUGAUGCAAACAAGAUUGAUGGAAAUAAUGAUAUUAAUGGACUUAUUAAUGAUUUAACUUAUCCAAUGGAAACGAAGCUUUCUUUUAAAACCAUCUCUGCUAAUGCAUCUACUACAAAAAUAGAUAAUAACACAAAAGAUAGUUAUGUUUUAUCUGCUGCAUUUAAAUCGUACUCUGCUUCUUCCAGACCAGCAUCAAGGACUCCAUCAUUAAUUAAACAAACCACAAACCAAAUUCAAAGUGAAGUUAAUAAAAACAAGAAAAUAUACAACUCUACAGUAAAUAUGUUACAAAAACAACAUCAAUUUAACAAGCAAUUAAAUAAUGAACUAGAAAACAAUGAUAAUAAUUCACAAUGGAAUCCACGAUAUGAUGAGACUCAAAAGAAAUUCCCUCAUUCAGAAAAACUUGAACAUAAUCAAGAAUAUAAUCAUAAUUCAAUACCAACUUCACCAACUUCACCAAAAAUAUAUACAUCAAAUAAUCAACCUCUUAAUGGUGGUGGUAGACCAUCAUCAUCUAUGUAUAAUGUAGCAUCAAUAGAAUGUGCAGCUUGUAACAAAUCAAUCACAGGGAAGGUGUUGUCGGCAAUGGGGAAAAAAUGGCAUCCAGAUCAUUUCACAUGCACAACAUGUAAUACUUCUUUAGAACACAUUGCCUUUUUUGAACAAGAUGGAUUGCCAUAUUGUCAUUUGGAUUUUCAUGAAUUGUUUAGUCCAAGAUGUGGUUAUUGUAAUACACCUAUUGAAGGGCAAUGUAUUACGGCACUUGGAAAAUCUUGGCAUGUAGGACAUUUCUUUUGUCGUGAGUGUGGUGGACCAUUUGAAAGUGGUGGUUUCAUGGUACAUGAUGGUUAUCCAUACUGUGAAAAGGAUUGGAUGAAAAAAUUUGCACCAAAAUGUAAAGGUUGUCAAAAUCCAAUUAAAGAAGAAUUUACAAGCGCAUUGGAUGGAAAGUGGCACCGUGAUUGUUUUGGUUGCAAGACUUGUAAUCAACCAUUCCAUAGUUCAUAUUAUGUUCACCAAGGACAACCUUAUUGUGAUGUACAUUAUAGAGAAAUAAGAGAAUUUUGA